Gadus chalcogrammus (walleye pollock) is the source of this 1405-nucleotide messenger RNA. It is a transcript of the gene armh1, whose product is annotated as armadillo like helical domain containing 1. Lineage: Eukaryota; Metazoa; Chordata; Actinopteri; Gadiformes; Gadidae. Bases 116 to 1336 code for a protein of 406 amino acids. The transcript has 11 exons. The record is from RefSeq and is a predicted model, not a curated record.
AUGAAGCGAACCUCACGGUGCAGAACCGUUGACAUGUAACCCAGCUCGCUUGUCAACAUCGGUUAAAUUGAUCAUCACGUCCCAUCUUCUACGUCCUAGUUCGACACAGAAAACAAUGUCAUCUCAGGAAGAACAACAGGGCAUCGGGAGAGUGAUGGACUUCCUUGAAGAAUGGGACCAUGGGGAUAAAACAACACGGAACCGCAUGUUGAAUACUUUCGUAGCUCAGAACGAGGGGAAGACCUACUAUGAGCUGGAGACCGCCUUCGCCCUGGGCGCAAGUCUCUUUCUGGCCCGCAUGACCACGUGGAUAAGAUUGACAUACAUGUUUGGAAAAACAAACGUUGGUCUUCAGCUGAAAGCGGUCGGAGUCUUCCUGUCAGCUUCGAGCAAUCAUCAGUACAUCCUGGAGUUCCUGGAGGACGGGGGCGUUCUCACCAUCCUGGACAUCUUGGGUCAGAUCCACAUCACAGCGGAGGACAAGCACCAAGGCCUCCUUCUGCUCCAAACCAUCUCCACCACCAGCCCCAAGUACAAAGAGAUCAUCUGUGAAAGCCAAGGGGUGAAGGUGGUGGCCGAGUGCCUGGCCGAGUCCGACUGGGACGACACCCAAGAGGCCGCCCAGGUGCUGCUGGAGACCCUGGCGCACGGGAACCCCCGGUUCCAGCCCCAGGUGUACCAGCGCCUGGUGGGCCUCAUGGCCGUGAGCUCCCCCCCGGCCCUGCAGCGCAUAAUACGCACCCUGCGCACGGUCCAGGCUGAGGUGAAGACGGUCCAUCCGAGCAUCCUGGAGCCACUGCUCCAGCUGCUACACUCUCUGAGCUACGAGGUGGAGGGUGAAGCUCUCGGUCUGAUCUUGGACCUGAGCCGGUCCGGGCUCGGGCCGGAGCUCCUGAGAGGGCUGGUGGCUCUGCUGAGGCCCAGCAAGGGAGGCCAGCAGCGGCCCGGGACAGAAGACCCUGAAGAGAUGACAGCAUAUUUCUCUGUGUUAGUCCAGCAGGCAGCUGCAGCCAAAGCUAUACGCCUGCUCGCCCAGUCGGGGGAAGACACUUCUCAGGAGCUGCUGGAUCUUGACGUGGUCCAUUAUCUGCUGUGUGCGAUGGCCACCAGAGAGCACAAGGACUCCCAGAUCCAGGCCAGCCUGGCCCUGAUGCACUUUGUCCAAACAUACCCGGACAUAUCAGACAACGUACGGGGAGGAAUGGGAAUUGAACUCUUUGAGAAUUUCAUGCAAAGCCCUGACAGAGUGCAUCCCAACAUAGAUGAAAUCCAGGCAGAAAAGCUGCUAUCGAACAAAGUCCACCAAACCAAAGAGUCGGAGGUCGGUGAAUGCUGACCAGAGGUACAGAAACAUCCAGAGGAAAUAUAUGUUCUGUAUUGUGCUUUUGUUAUAUUCAAUUAAACU